Messenger RNA from Leptonychotes weddellii (Weddell seal), 242 nucleotides. The record is from RefSeq and is a predicted model, not a curated record. Lineage: Eukaryota; Metazoa; Chordata; Mammalia; Carnivora; Phocidae.
UCCUGCUCUGCAUGGCUGGCUGCUUCUCACCAUGUCUUCUCACAAGACUUUCAGAAUCAAGCGAUUCCUGGCCAAGAAACAAAAGCAGAAUCGUCCCAUUCCCCAGUGGAUUCGGAUGAAAACUGGUAAUAAGAUCAGGUACAACUCCAAGAGGAGGCACUGGAGGAGAACCAAGCUGGGUCUGUAAGGCGUCACCCAUCAUGAGAUGACACACUUAAUUGGCACACAUAUUUAAUUAAGCU